Messenger RNA from Sclerotinia trifoliorum, 2779 nucleotides. Lineage: Eukaryota; Fungi; Ascomycota; Leotiomycetes; Helotiales; Sclerotiniaceae. The record is from the annotation of a GenBank genome assembly.
CCGGUAAAAGUCUGGAGGGUUAAAUAAAUAUUUAACCCAGGAUGAGCAGCAACCUUCUUGAAGAGUGCGUCGAAGAUUUGAAUAUUCAAGCAACAUUUCAUUAUGCUCACAGCACGGAAAGUUCCUAGAGCAUGCCAGUCAUGUAGAUCCCAACUCCUUUCUCUUUUCGAACAUGGAUUCACAAGGCCUACUGCUUCAACCGCUUCUUCACAUUCACGAUAUCGCGACCUCCGCCAUCGAUCAAUUCAGCCUCGUCCUAAUGCGUUACGAUUAUUCUCCACGACCUUGACUCGAUCAGACGAAUCUCCCACUAGCAAAACUCCGACAGAGUUCGAGAUAGAAGCGGCGGCGGCAGCAGCAGCGGAAAUUGAGUCGGUGGUGAGACAAGCUAGGCAAACAUUUGGUGAGACCUUGCCAAAGGAUUAUCUAUCUGUCGAGGAGUAUCAGAUAUACGAGAGAUUGUAUGGUCCACCACUACGAGAGACCAGACCAGAAGAUUUAGAAUAUCUGCAAGUUGAGGAGGACGAUAUUGGAGAGGAUGGGCCACCUAGGAAUAUACUUUUGAGGGAGAACGCUGAUGGCGAAUUCGAAGAAGUUGAAUUCGAUCCAGAACUAGGAUUUAAAGUUGUGGAAGAUGGCAGUGAUGGAUUUGCUUCUGCUAGCGAGGGCGAAGAAUUAGAAUUGGAGGAGGAGAGCGAGCCAGAUAUGGAAUUGGAGGCUGAGGAAUUCAUCGACACAGUGGCCCCCACAGGAGCGGAUACUACUAAUUUAACAUUUCAAGGUCAAAAUCAGAGAGAGAUAGAUGCUAUUGCACGGCUACAACGCGAUAUGGACGAGGCGAUGGCACGAGCAGCAGAGCAAGAAGAUACUGUUUUUGACGAGGACUAUGAGGAGGAAGAGUCGUCAGAGGAGUCUGAGGAAGAAUUGUUCGAAGACGAAGAGAUUUUUGACGAAGAUUACGAUUCGUAUACGAGCUCGGAUGAAAUUCGUACACAUCCACAUACUAGAACCUCUAGAUUUGGCACAUCCCCAAGUACUAUAUCGCUGCCGAAAGAACAAUUCGUUAAACCAAUUACUGAGCUUCUAGAGAGAACAAGCAUCAAACACGUCACAGAAGCGGCGCAAAAGGCAUUUGGUGGAAAGUGGUUACCAUAUUCUUCUUCCACCCCGAGCGUAGGAAAGCUUAAGCUUUUGCCACAAAAACAUGUUGGACUUGAUGCUUCCCAGCAUAGGAUGAGCGAAAUUGAAGCAGAUGCUUAUUUGGCAGGGGUAAUGUCGGGUACUUAUACCUCUGUCAUGAGUACAUUGGUCGAAGUACGGAAACGACUAGGACCUGAAUGGAUCCGUGAAAUGUUAUUCAGGGAGGGCGGCCAAGGUCCACGAAUUCUUGACGCGGGAGCUGGCGGAGCUGGUAUAAUAGCAUGGAAAGAGAUUUUGCGAGCUGAAUGGGAUGUGUUAAAGGAUGAUGGUAUUGUUGAGGGUGACGAACCACCUUCUGGUAAGCACACUGUUCUCACCGGAGCGGAUUCAUUGAGACAUCGUGUUUCACGACUCCUCGACAAUACCACCUUUCUUCCCAGACUUCCUGAUUAUGUUCAUUCAUCUAGUGGCGAGGACCAACUUGAUGGCGGACCUGCACAACCUAGGAAAGUAUAUGACUUAAUUAUUGCCCCGCACACUUUAUUUCCAUUGAAGGAAGAUUAUCGCCGAAAGCACAUGGUUCAGAACCUCUGGUCAAUGCUUGAUCCCAAAGGAGGCGUACUUAUUUUGAUAGAAAAAGGUUUACCCCGUGGGUUCGAGGCUAUAGCCGGGGCUCGCUCUCUUUUACUUGAUUCACAUAUCUCUUCGCCUGGCAACGAAAUUGUCGAAAAGGAACUCCAGUCCCUUUCUGAUACUGAAGCACGGUUCAUGGAGAAAGAGGAGGGUAUGAUCAUUGCACCAUGUACUAAUCAUACAAAAUGCCCGAUGUAUCCAGUUCCUGGUCUUACCCCUGGUAGAAAGGAUUUUUGCCAUUUUGAACAGCGAUACCUCCGUCCACCUUAUCUACAAAAGAUUUUGGGGGCUUCUUCUCGCAAUCACGAGGACGUUAGAUAUAGUUACCUCGCAGUGCAAAGAGGUAUUGAUGGUAGGAAAGAAGAAGCUAUUCUUCAAGGAGAUGCUGCAACUGACCUAUCUUUUGCGGGCUACGAGGAACACGAUUUACCGGAUGGCCCGGAUAUACCCGCAGAAGGGAAUGUACCGUUCCAUCCAUUGUCGCUUCCACGAUCUAUGCUCCCACCUCUCAAACGCCGUGGACAUGUCACCUUGGAUGUUUGCACACCAUCAGGCAAGCUGGAACGAUGGACUAUUCCUAAGAGUUUUAGUAAGGUAGCGUACCGUGAUGCUAGGAAAUCGAAAUGGGGAGAUCUUUGGGCACUUGGUGCCAAAACACGGGUCCUCAGAGAGCCUAGACUAGGAAGGGGGGGAGUGGGUGCUGUAAAUAGUAAGGGAUCCAAACCCGGAAAGGUGCUCAGCAAGUCGGCGGCCAAGAAGAAGAAGAACAAGUUCGAUAUUAUCAUGGGCCGCGAUGGUAUGGAAGGUCUCGAGGAAAGCAGAGAUUCCAAGCGAAUCUUCAAGCCUGAGAAAAGAACAAAGGGCGGACGAUUUGUCAAGCCGAAGAAACCCAUUACUGAGGAUGAUAUAUGAGAAGAUUUUUUUGUACUAUACGAAUUAUAUUAUGUAUGCAUGUGAUGGACAAUACCUGAGACAAAUACUUAUGCUUUUCUGCUCCACAACCAAC